Messenger RNA from Strongylocentrotus purpuratus (purple sea urchin), 1433 nucleotides. RefSeq names its product tubulin alpha-8 chain-like. Gene Ontology annotation, cellular component: cytoplasm; microtubule. The coding region runs from base 37 to 1380 and encodes 447 amino acids. Gene Ontology annotation, molecular function: GTP binding; structural constituent of cytoskeleton. Gene Ontology annotation, biological process: mitotic cell cycle; microtubule cytoskeleton organization. The record is from RefSeq and is a predicted model, not a curated record. The transcript is spliced from 2 exons. Lineage: Eukaryota; Metazoa; Echinodermata; Echinoidea; Camarodonta; Strongylocentrotidae.
UGUAUCUCAAUACACAUCGGGCAGGCCGGGGUCCAGAUGGGCAACUCUUGCUGGGAACUCUACUGCAUCGAGCACGGCAUUCAGCCCGAUGGGCGGCUGCUCGAUGACAGCACCACCACGAAGACGAUGAGCGACGUCGACGAGGACGACGGGCCCCACGAGGUGAAACCGUUCACCACGUUCUUCAGUGAGACGGGGUCUGGUAAACAUGUCCCCCGGUCUAUAUUUGUCGAUCUUGAGCCGACUGUCAUAGAUCAAAUUCGCACCAGUACGUACCGGGACCUGUUCCGCCCGAAACAGAUGAUAACCAGCAAUGAAGACGCCGCAAAUAAUUACGCAAGAGGUCACUACUCUAACGGUAAAGAUGUCAUCGAUAAAGUGAUGGAUCAAGUGAAGAGACUGGCUGAAAACUGCGAAGGUCUUCAAGGGUUCCUGCUCUUUCACAGCUUUGGAGGCGGGACAGGUUCGGGGUUCACCUCCCUGCUCAUGGAGCGCCUGUCGGUGGACUACGGAAAGAAGACCAAGCUAGAAUUCGCCAUCUAUCCUGCGCCCCAGGUUUCAACGGCCGUCGUCGAGCCCUAUAACACCAUUCUGACAACGCACAGUACUCUUGAACAUUCUGACUGCGCCUUCAUCGUUGACAACGAAGCCAUCUACGAAAUAUGCCAUAGAAACCUUGACGUAGAACGCCCGACGUAUACAAAUCUCAACCGUUUAAUCGGCCAGGUGGUAUCCUCAGUUACUGCGUCCUUGAGAUUCGAAGGCGCCCUCAAUGUUGACCUAACAGAGUUCCAAACAAACUUGGUGCCUUACCCGCGUAUACACUUUCCCCUAUCAACCAUUGCCCCGAUCGUGUCCCAGGAGAAGUCCCAUCAUGAGAGGUUCUCCGUGGCUGAAAUCACAAAUUCUUGCUUCGAACCAGGGAACCAGAUGGUGAAGUGUGACCCUCGCGAAGGCAAGUAUAUGUCCUGUUGCCUGCUCUAUCGGGGAGAAAUUGUCCCUAAAGACAUUGCCUCAGCCAUCAGUAAGAUCAAGACCAUGCGUACCAUCCAGUUCGUUGACUGGUGCCCUACAGGUUUCAAGGUCGGCAUCAACAGUACUCCUCCUUCAAUCGUUCCUGGUGGUGACCUGGCAAAGGUUCAACGGGGUGCCUGUAUGCUUAGCAAUACCACGGCCAUCGUCUCUGCCUGGGCGCGUGUCAACCACAAAUUCGAUCUGAUGUACGCCAAGCGAGCAUUCGUCCACUGGUUCGUCGGAGAAGGCAUGGAGGAAGGAGAGUUUUCGGAGUCAAGAGAUGAUCUGGCUGCUUUGGAGAAGGACUAUGAAGAAGUAGGGAUGGAUUCAACAGAAGGAGAUGAUGACGAUUUCGACGCUUAUUAACAUUAAACAGAUCUCUCUCUCUCUCUUUCUCUCUCUUUCUCUUUCUCUCUCUC